Messenger RNA from Morchella sextelata, 1239 nucleotides. RefSeq lists its product as uncharacterized. The record is from RefSeq and is a predicted model, not a curated record. Gene Ontology annotation, molecular function: tRNA binding. The coding region runs from base 1 to 1239 and encodes 412 amino acids. Gene Ontology annotation, cellular component: nucleus. The transcript has 3 exons. NCBI's taxonomy places the organism in Eukaryota, Fungi, Ascomycota, Pezizomycetes, Pezizales, Morchellaceae. Gene Ontology annotation, biological process: tRNA N1-guanine methylation.
AUGGAGGCCAGCACGGAACCGCUCGAUCCCGCGCAAAUGGACAUUGACCCCGCCGACCCCGCUGACCCCGCUGACCCCGCCCCUGUGCCUGCUUCCCCGGAGACUUCUGACGCCCCAAUUGCAGAGCCCCCCCCAACCACCACCACCACCACCACCACCACCACCACCACCACCACUGCAGAGCCCACCACACACCCCAGGGCCAACCCGACACCGACCGAGCGCCCCCUCGGCCCCGACGGCAAGCCAAUCUCAAAGUCCGCGCACAAGAAGCUGCUGAAGCUGCAGCGCCUCGCCGAGACACGCGAGCAGUGGAAGGCCGACAAGAAGCGGAAGCUGAAGGAGCGCAAGCAGCGGGACCGCGAGGAGCGGGAGGCCGCCGCCUCCACCACCGGCACCACCGGCACCAGCGCCAACAAGCGCAAGAAGGACGACGGCGAGGAGGACGAUGGGACACAGGACGACGAGGAGGAGCAGGAGGGGGAAGAUGGGCAGCCGGCGGGGAAGAAGCUGAAGCAGAAGCAGCCGGCGGCGGGGGCGGGGGUGGCACCGCCGACCGCGACGCCGGAGGUGAAGAGGGUGGUGGAGGAUAUAACGCUGAUCCUGGACUGCGGGUUUGACGACAAGAUGCACGAUAAGGAGAUCGUGUCCAUGUCCUCUCAGCUCACCCGCUGCUACGCCUUCAACCGCGCCGCGCCCCGCCAGUUCAAGCUCGCCGUGACCUCGCUCAACGGGCGCCUGCUCUCGCGGUUCCAGAACGGGCUCAGCAACCACCAUCUGCACUGGAAGGGCAUCACGUUCAGCGACAGCGAGUACGAGGUGACCGACGAGAACCGGGGGAAGCUGGUGUAUCUGACGGCCGACUCGGAGGACACGGUGGAGGACCUGGUGCCCGGGACGAGCUAUAUCAUUGGCGGCAUUGUGGAUCGGAAUCGAUAUAAAAGCCUCUGCUACAACAAAGCCACCGCGCAAAACAUCCGCACCGCAAAGCUCCCCAUCGGCGACUACAUCAAGAUGUCGUCGCGCUUCGUGCUCACCACCAACCAGGUCGUCGAGAUCAUGCUCAAGUACCUCGAGUGCCGCGACUGGAAGCAGGCCUUCAUCACCGUCAUCCCGCCGAGGAAGCAGCCCGUCGUGAAGCCGGCGGCGGCGGCGGCGGCGGAGACCACGGGGGCGGCGAAAGAAGGUGCGGAUGACAAUGGGGAGACCGAGCCCAAUGUUGAUGAUGGGGAUAGCUAA